Lepus europaeus (European hare) is the source of this 1686-nucleotide messenger RNA. It is a transcript of the gene KCNV2, whose product is annotated as potassium voltage-gated channel modifier subfamily V member 2. Gene Ontology annotation, biological process: protein homooligomerization; potassium ion transmembrane transport. Lineage: Eukaryota; Metazoa; Chordata; Mammalia; Lagomorpha; Leporidae. Gene Ontology annotation, cellular component: membrane; voltage-gated potassium channel complex. Gene Ontology annotation, molecular function: voltage-gated potassium channel activity. The record is from RefSeq and is a predicted model, not a curated record. The transcript has 2 exons. Bases 1 to 1686 code for a protein of 561 amino acids.
AUGCUGAGGCAGAGCAAAGAGAGGCGGCGGUCUUGGAGCUACAAGCCCUGGAACACCUGGGAGAGUGAGGACGCCAACGCCAGCGACAGCGGCCAGCACCGCAGGAGCAUCUGCUCCGUGGGCGCCCGUUCUGGCUCGCAGGCCAGCAUCCCCCCGUGGAUCGAGGGCAACUACAACUACUACAUCGAGGAGGAUGAGGACGGCGCGGAGGAGGAGGACUGGAAGGAGGACCUGGCCGAGGAGGCCCAGCAGGUGGAGGAAGCCGCCACCGUCCAGCCCGACGAGCACAGCGACACUCCCGCCCAGAUGUCCACGCUGAACGUGAACGUGGGCGGCCACAGCUACCAGCUGGACUACUGCGAGCUGGCCAACUACCCCAAGACACGCCUGGGCCGCCUGGCCACCUCCACCAGCCGCAGCCGCCAGCUGGGCUUGUGCGACGACUACGAGGUCCAGACUGACGAAUACUUCUUCGACCGCGACCCGGCCGUCUUCCAGCUCAUCUACAACUUCUACGUGUCCGGGGUGUUGCUGGUGCGCGACGAGCUGUGCCCGCGCAGCUUCCUGGAGGAGCUGGGCUACUGGGGCGUGCGGCUCAAGUACACGCCACGCUGCUGCCGCAUCUGCUUCGAGGAGCGGCGCGACGAGCUCAGCGAGCAGCUCAAGAUCCAGCGCGAGCUGCGCGCCCAGGCGCAGGCCGAGGAGGCCGAGGAGCUCUUCCGGGACAUGCGCUUCUACGGGCCGCAGCGGCAGCGCCUCUGGAACCUCAUGGAGAAGCCCUUCUCGUCCGUGGCCGCCAAGGUCAUGGGCGUGGCCUCCAACCUCUUCGUGCUCAUCUCGGUCGUGGCGCUGGCGCUCAACACGGUGGAGGAGAUGCAGCACCAGCCAGAGCAGGGCACGGGCGGCGGCGACCCGCGGCCCAUCCUGGAGCACGUGGAGAUGCUGUGCGUGGCCUUCUUCACGCUCGAGUACCUGCUGCGCCUUGUCUCCACGCCCGACCUGCGGCGCUUCGCGCGCAGCGCCCUCAACCUGGUGGAUCUGGUGGCCAUCCUGCCGCUCUACCUGCAGCUGCUGCUGGAGUGCUUCACUGGGGAGGACCAGGGCCACGGCAAGGGCUCGCAGCGGGAGCACGACCUCGAGACGGUGGGCCGCGUGGGCAAGGUGGGCCAGGUGCUGCGCAUCAUGCGUCUCAUGCGCAUCUUCCGCAUCCUCAAGCUGGCCCGCCACUCCACUGGCCUGCGCGCCUUCGGCUUCACCCUGCGCCAGUGCUACCAGCAGGUGGGCUGCCUGCUGCUCUUCAUCACCAUGGGCAUCUUCGCCUUCUCCGCCGCCGUCUACUCCGUGGAGCACGACGUGCCCGGCACCAACUUCACCAGCAUCCUGCACGCCUGGUGGUGGGCGGCGGUGAGCAUCUCCACUGUGGGCUAUGGAGACAUGUACCCUGAGACCCACCUGGGCAGGCUUUUUGCCUUCCUUUGCAUUGCUUUUGGGAUCAUUCUCAACGGGAUGCCCAUCUCCAUCCUCUACAACAAGUUCUCCGACUACUACAGCAAGCUCAAGGCUUACGAGUACACUGCCAUUCGUCGGGAGAGGGGAAAGGUGAACUUCAUGCAGAGAGCCAGAAAGAAGUUGGCCGAGUGUUUGGCUGGAAGCAACACACAGCCCACUCCAAGACAAGCUAAUUAA